Molecule: messenger RNA, 798 nt
Organism: Monoraphidium neglectum
Lineage: Eukaryota; Viridiplantae; Chlorophyta; Chlorophyceae; Sphaeropleales; Selenastraceae
Exons: 8
Coding region: 1-798 (265 amino acids)
Source: RefSeq, a predicted model, not a curated record
AUGCGCCACAUCGACGGCGGUGCGCAGCCUCCUCCCGCUGCUCACAUCGCCCACCGCGUCUCGGCCGCCCCGCAGAUCACGAUCGACAACACGAGCGACGCCAGCUGCUCCACCAUCCGCGUGGCGGGCCCCGGCCAGUCGGACUGCCUCAUCCUGCUGGUCAACGGGCUCUUCUCUGAGGGCUUCAAGGUGUUGUCCUCCAACUACAACAACAACGAUGGGAUGGUGGAGUUCACCAUGCGCGUGGUCGCAGACGGCGACAAGCAGCUGACCGACGGCCAGGUCAACGAGGUGACGGAGCUCAUCGAGCGCCUGGUGUCCUCGAGCAGCAUGAGCGUGCGGCCCGCGAUCUACGGCAUGGUGGCGGAGAGGGAGCUCGAGAGGAUGGCCAGCGCGCCGUCUGGGGCGUCCAUGAGCGACGCGCUGGACCUGGAGCGCAAGGCCACGGAGAUGGCGGUGGCGGCGGCGCGCUUCGCGGCUGCGGAGCGCAAGGUGCACUCGGCGGCCAAGAAGGACGACGCCACUAAGCUUGCGUCAGCGGAGCAGGCGCGCUCCGAGGCCGCGUCCAUCCUGGAGCGCACCAUCGCGGCCAUCGAGGCCAUGAUCACCAGCAGGCGCAUCAUCAGGCCGGCGGCCCCCACCGAGGAGCCGGUCAGCGCGGCGGACAUGCUGAAGCAGCAGAUGCUGUCGCAGACGCCGGCGUCCGCGGCGCAGCAGGUCGGCACCGGCCCCGGCGCUGGCAGCGGCUACGAGGUGCUGCUGCAGGGCUUUGGCUGGGAGAGCCACAAGAGGCAGUGA